CUUCUGGGGGCGGGACCCUGGAGGGCUCGUUUCAUUGCUGCCCUCCGCCGCCGCCGCUCUUUGCCUCGGAGAGGCGAUCCCGCCGCCGGGCGGCACUUUUGCACGCCCCCUCCCCACCGGGGCUUGCCUGGAGGCGGGCCCGGCUGCUCCCCUCCUGGGCGGGCUUCCUGUGGGAAGGGAGGCGCCCCAUUGCAGCCCCUUCUUCGGAGUCCACGAGGGGGAGCCGGCCUUGGGAAGCUGCACCCCCCCACACGCGGAGUCGACGGGGCUUCCUUAGGGCUGGAGCUUUCUUGGUCUUUUUCCUUGGUUAAAAAGAGUUCCGCCUCUCCUCGCCCCACUCCACCCGACCCGGCCGGCCUUUCAGGCUCUGCUGCCGCCUUUUGGGACGGCUCCCAUGGAGCUCCUCCGCCCCGAUUCCCUCCGUCCAGCGGACCCGACGUUGCCCCCAGCCCCGGGAGAGGCCCCUUCCUUUCGGCGAAGCUGCAGGCGGGCACGGCUUACUGGGAAUGCCACGAGGAAACCGACUGCGUGGGAGAACGCCGCGCGUCGCUCGCAAGCUGCCCCGUCUUUGCUGUCGGAGCUCCGGGAGGGAAGGGUGAAUGGGCUGCCAUGAAGCCAGCCCAGCCAGACCCUUUCUUGCUCUCGGCGGAGCAGGAGGCCCUGAGGCUGGCAGAAGCCAUCGAAGGAGGAGAUGAGGCAACAGCCCAGCAAUGUGCCGUUUGGCUGGCCAAGCAACGUGUCCCACUCGAGGUACAGCUGAAGCAAGAAGCCUACCCCAAGCAAGAGAUCAGGCUGUGGGUGGGCGUGGAAGAUGCCCAGAUGACCACGAUCCCCAUUUACUUGAAGGUUCAGCCUUGCAUGACCUUGGCAUCCCUCAAAGACCUGUUUGAAUUCCAUGAUAAUGCGAAUGGCAAUAAACAAAAUACGAAAGAAAUGAAAGCAGCAGUAAACAUGCAAUUAGAAACCAUCCACCAUCUAGCCCAGUGCAUGACAAUUGCUACAACAGGCAGAAUAAUCUUUAAGCAGUUUGCCAAGGUCCUCAGCCAUUUUCAACUGAUGUUCCUCCACUAUGGCUUCCCUCCUAGCAUACAGAAGUGGGUAGUGGGCCAGAGGUUGCCUCGAGACCAUGAGACUCUUCACUAUCAUGGCAUCCAGAAAGAUGGCGAUGCAGUUUAUCUGUACCUCCUGUCUGCCAGGGCAGCCAAGCUUAGCAAAGACACCUUCGAGCGGGACCAUGAACGCAGGCAGCUGGAAGAGCUAGGCAUCAAAGAUGGUGUCCUGCUACCAAGGGGGGUGUCAAAAUGGGCAGCCUCAACCCCAACGGAGCCCUUGGGCACCCUGGAUCCCCCGGAGGAGAGGAGUGACCCCACAUCACCUCUCCCUGUCAGGCCCCCAAUGGUUGGUUGGGAGUGCCCAAGUUGCACCUAUGUCAACAAGCCCACACGGCCCGGCUGUGAGAUGUGCUGCACGGAGCGUCCCAAGGAUUAUGUCAUGCCGGAAGCCUAUCAGCCGGAUGAGGAGGAGCAAGAGCGCCUACAGAAGGAAGAGGAAGCCACACGCCAGUAUGAGCAGGCUAAGGAGCAGCAGAAGCAGAAUAACUACCAGACGCUCCUGCAGCUGGAUGGGCAGAACUUGGUGCCGUCCGACAAGGCCCUGGAGUGCCCCAUCUGCUUUGUGAGCCUGGAGCCUGGGGAGGGGGUGACCUUGCGGGAAUGUCUGCAUUCCUUCUGCAGGGACUGCUUGAGAGGAACCAUCCUCAACAGCCUGGAGCCUGAAGUGCGUUGCCCCUACAUUGACGAGAAAUACUCCUGUCCAGGGCAGCUACUGGAGCGCGAGGUCAAAGCGCUCCUGAGCAAAGCCGAGUAUCAACGCUUCUUGGACCUGGGCAUCUCUGUUGCCGAGAAUCGCAGCCGCUCCAGCUACCACUGCAAAACCACAGACUGCCGGGGCUGGUGUUUCUACGAGGAUGACGUAAACGAGUUCCCCUGCCCAGUGUGUCUGAAGGUGAACUGCCUGCUUUGCCAGGCUAUUCAUGAAAAUAUGAACUGCAAAGAGUACCAGGAUGAUCUCCAGAUCCGAGGUCAGAAUGACAAGGCUGCGCAACAGACCACAGAGAUGUUGCUGAGCAUGGUUGAGAAAGGAGAGGCCAUGCACUGCCCGACAUGCAAGAUCAUCGUCCAGAAGAAAGAUGGAUGUGACUGGAUCCGAUGCACUGUCUGCCACACAGAGAUCUGCUGGGUGACCAAAGGCCCACGGUGGGGGCCAGCGGGUUCCGGCGAUACCAGCGGGGGCUGCCGGUGCAAGCUGAAUGGCGCCUCCUGCCACCCCAACUGUCAGAACUGCCAUUAAUCAAGAGGGAAGGACUCUGAACUUUGGGGCUUUUGAAAGAAGAGGUGUCACAUGUUUUGGGGUGGAGAGAAAGCCAGGAGCACCACCAAACUGAACUCUGGCCAACUGGGCUUUUCAAAUGGCUAUGGGAGACGACUUACUUCCCCUUGUUUCAUCAGGUUGGGAGGAGAGGCUUGAGCAGAGUUGCCAGCCUCUUCGCUAGGAGCUUGUUGGAGCUGUUCUAGCUGUGACCAGCAGCUUUCCUUCUUCCCCUCCUUCUACACAGAAGCAUUACAUUCUGCAUCCUGCAAGGCUAUCAGCUACGAGCAGGGGGUGCUCUGGGUAGGCUGUGGAUCUCUGCCCCCUAUCACAGGAUCUGCAUUGCCCUACAGUGCAUUAGAACUAGGCUUGUUGGCUCAUGAUUUCACUACAAAAUAUGCUGGAUGUAUUUUUUUUUACUUGUUUUGCCCUAAUAAUUUAUAAAUUGAAUCGCUGCUGCUGCAUUUUUCUGCAGAUAGUUGAGCUGCGAAAGUAUGUGUAUAUAUCAAGACCAGGUUGGUGUGGCAUUUGGAUUCAGCAGUCCCAUGUUUGCAGAUUCUCUCAGCCUGAGUUCACAGAGCUGAUGUGAGUAUAAAGUAGGCCCUGAGAGCAUGGAACUGAUGUGGACAAGAAAUCUAAACAAGGCAGAAUUGCUCCUAAACCCAAAGCUUAUAUUUUGGCUCAAGAUUUGGGCAACUGGAACAUCUUUUGGUAGAAUGCAUUUCCCUUCUCUGUAGUUUAGUGCCCUUGGCUUCCUAGAUAAUAAAAACGUAAGCUGUCA
Messenger RNA from Rhineura floridana, 3148 nucleotides. RefSeq names its product RANBP2-type and C3HC4-type zinc finger containing 1 (gene RBCK1). Bases 610 to 2349 code for a protein of 579 amino acids. Lineage: Eukaryota; Metazoa; Chordata; Lepidosauria; Squamata; Rhineuridae. The transcript has 13 exons. Gene Ontology annotation, cellular component: LUBAC complex. Gene Ontology annotation, biological process: protein linear polyubiquitination; proteasome-mediated ubiquitin-dependent protein catabolic process; positive regulation of canonical NF-kappaB signal transduction. Gene Ontology annotation, molecular function: ubiquitin binding; ubiquitin-protein transferase activity. The record is from RefSeq and is a predicted model, not a curated record.